Drosophila subpulchrella is the source of this 347-nucleotide messenger RNA. RefSeq names its product cecropin-C. Lineage: Eukaryota; Metazoa; Arthropoda; Insecta; Diptera; Drosophilidae. Gene Ontology annotation, biological process: defense response to Gram-positive bacterium; antibacterial humoral response; defense response to Gram-negative bacterium. The record is from RefSeq and is a predicted model, not a curated record. Gene Ontology annotation, cellular component: extracellular region. The transcript has 2 exons. The coding region runs from base 69 to 260 and encodes 63 amino acids.
CUUACUGGAACAGCACUAUCAGGAGCAAAAGUUAUUUUACCUUGUCCUUAAAAUCAAAUAAAAUCACCAUGAACUUCAACAAGAUCUUCGUUUUUGUGGCCCUCAUCCUGGCCAUCAGUUUGGGCCAAUCGGAGGCUGGCUGGCUGAAGAAAAUUGGCAAGAAAAUUGAACGUGUUGGCCAGCACACUCGAGAUGCCACCAUCCAGGGUCUGGGAGUCGCACAACAGGCCGCCAAUGUUGCUGCUACCGCUAGAGGAUAAAAUUGCAAUCCUCAACACGAUUACAAAAACCUUAUUUAUUUAUUUAAAACUUACCAAAUUAAUAUGACAAAUAAACAAUUAUAUCCU